GCGUGUCUCUUUCCACUACAAAGCGGCUGACGUCAUUUACGCUUCUUAUUCAGCUUGCUAGUUGCCUGGAACACUUCUCCUUUCCCAACCACAACGUAGAACCAGGCGACUUUUGCUUUCUUGCUAAUUACCGCAAUCAGGUCGACGAAUUCUGCGAUUUUUGUCGUUUAAGAUGCUCUCAAUGCAGAGGCUUUCUGUCGUUCUGUGUUUCUUUUUGUUUGUGUCGCUGAUUUCUCCGUCAGCGGCAGAUUUGCUCACUGCAGUCAAUUUUGAUGAAAAGACGGCCACCGGACUUUGGUUCGUCGAGUUCUUUCAACCUAACUGCAUUGCCUGCCAAAAUCUUUCUCCGAAAUGGAAAUCGUUGGUUGCUAGUCGUGAAGAGGCCGGUGCUGCCGUAAACUUUUACUUUGGACAGGUCGAUUGCCAGAGCAAUAAGGAGCUGUGCAGCGCUCACUCCAUCAUGAAGACACCUACACUCCGUCUGUUCAAGAACGGUAAGAAGGUCGAGGAUUAUGAUAUCAGUCGUGGCCUAAACGUUAAUAACUUGGCCGCCUACGUCGACCCUCUUAUCGCAGCUGCUGAACAGGAUGAGCCUCUUUCUACAAGUGUCACGGAUACCGCUGGUGAUUCUGUCGCAACGUCAUCUAUCGUACUUCCCUCGGCUACGGACUCUGCAGUUUCUGUUCCCUCGGCUUCUCUUACACCUUCUGCUUCUGCCUCUGCUUCUGGUACUGAUGCCUUUACUAACUCUCUUUCUUCUACGCAAUUGGUGUCUGGAUCUGUUGAGACUGCCUCUGCCUCUGCUUCUGUGAGUGCCAGUGUCGCCGCUACUAGUCUGGAUGGAGACAGUCUCUUUACCAUUCAAACCGCUGCUCCUGAUGAGGGUGAAUUGAAUGGCACACCAUUGGGCUCGGAGAAUUUGGUGAAUGUGGAGGGUCUCAGCAAGCGCUUAAUCAAGUCUGAGGAUAUUGAGAACGCUGUCAAGUCACCCAACGGCUGGUUCAUCCAGUUCUAUUCGUCUGAGUGUUUGACGUGUGAAGAUAUUACCGAUGCUUGGAAACAAAUGGCUCGUCGCAUGCGCAAUCGCUUGAAUGUGGGUCAUGUUGAUUGUGACACUGCUCGUGAGUUCUGCAGCAAGCUUAACAUUCACAAAUUCCCAUCACUGUACUUCUUCCGCGAGGGCGAGAGUGUAGAAUACUUGGGUCUUCGCAAUUCUGGUGACAUUUCAACCUUUGCUGACGAUGCUGCCAAUCUUGAGGUGCGUGAGGUGGAUUCUUUCGAUGUCCAUGAAUAUGAAAAGAGUGACGACGUUUACUUCCUGUUCUUCUAUAAUGAAAAGACUACCGAGUUUUUGCCUGCCAUUCGCAAGACUGCCAUCCAUUUGUUAGGACAUGCCAAACUUUUUAUUACCACGUCAGCAUCACUCGCUAGCAAGUACCGUGUGUACAAUUGGCCUAAACUCAUUGCUGUUCGUGAUGGUAAGCCCAACUACUUCCCCUCGAAGCAGCGCAACAUGGCCGACUACAAACUGAUGCUUGAUUGGAUGAAGACGGUUUGGCUCCCUUUGCUCCCUGAGCUUCGCUCCUCUAACUCUCAUGAAAUAACUGAUGGAAACGUUGUUGUUUUGUUUAACUUGGACCCUGAGUUGCCCGACUUUGAAAAAACAAAGAAGAUUGCUAAGGAAAUUGCUACUAAGUGGACCGAGGAAGAGGCUCGCAACUUCCAAACAGAAAAGCAAGAGCAAGAAGAUAAAAAGAAUGCUGAAGUUGAGAAGGCCGAAGUUCAAAAGGACGAGAAGGCUGUUCAAGCUGCUUCGAGUAUCCCUGUAACGAUGAAGACCUCUCACAUCAAAUUCGCAUGGGUAAAUGGCAACUACUGGAACCAAUGGCUCAAAAACUUGGGCGUUGAUGUUAAGCAGGAUGGUCCUCGUGUCAUUCUGUAUGACUUGGAGAACAAACGGUACUGGGAUACCACAAUCAAGGGAAAGCAUAUCCCCGUUAAUGAAACUGAAGUAUUUGAAACUUUGGAAGCUGUGCAAUCCGGCAGUUCUCUGCUUAAGCCUAAGGUGUAUUCUUCCCAACCCAGCAACAAAUACCUCGAUUCUAUUGGACUGCCUUCUAAUGUGGUUAAGUAUGCUGUCAUUAUGUUGGUUAUUGCUAUUGUUGUUGUCAUUGUUUGCAAGCGCCGUGCUGAUGCGGACUACCAAAAGCUUCACAACUCCUCCAUCUUGCCCAUUGCAAACAGAAAUGCUGGUGCUACUACAGGCAAAUUUGAUUAGCCUUGUUCGCUGCUUGUUUCCAACCGUAUCGCUCAUCCUACAGGUGAUACGUUAACUCUCUUUUAAAUCUCGUUUAUUCAGCAUAUCGUUUGCGUUAAGUUGUUGGAUGCCUUCACUCACACUAAGAUGUGGUGCAUCGUUCCUAAUGCAAGUAUAGAGAAAUGGCCGCGUAAGGUGACCAGUGCUCUUCUUUAUGUGACGUUAAUGCGAAAUGUUUGUUGAGUAUAAGUUCACUGCUCAAUGACUUGUUUAUUCAUUGGUAUAGAUAUUCUUUCUAAAAAGUAUUCUGUCGGAUGAUUUUUUCUAUCAGGCGAAACGGCUUAAGCAAUUUGUCACACUCCUUACUCUAUGGGGAUUUGCUUGUACGUUCUUGCUCGCCCUUAUGUAUUUCAUCGUCAAACGUAUUAUAAUCUAAAAAUAAGGUAUCAUUCAUGCAUUUACUUCAGAAUGUCUUACAAUCACGUAGGUGUUUUG
This is a messenger RNA of Schizosaccharomyces japonicus yFS275, 2752 nucleotides long. RefSeq names its product ER associated protein disulfide isomerase Pdi2. Gene Ontology annotation, molecular function: protein disulfide isomerase activity. The transcript has a single exon. NCBI's taxonomy places the organism in Eukaryota, Fungi, Ascomycota, Schizosaccharomycetes, Schizosaccharomycetales, Schizosaccharomycetaceae. The record is from RefSeq and is a predicted model, not a curated record. Gene Ontology annotation, cellular component: endoplasmic reticulum; membrane. Gene Ontology annotation, biological process: cell redox homeostasis. The coding region runs from base 173 to 2278 and encodes 701 amino acids.